UUUACGAAAAUUUUCUUUCUUUUUUUUUUUUUUUCUAUCGCGACGAUUUAAUCAAGGCAAACAAAAAAUGUGGCUAGAAUGUCCGGCCUGUCCGAGAUCAAAUUACCCGUGCUUUAUACGAAAGGUAGCAGUGGCAGCAGUAGCAGCAGUGGCAGUAACAGAGGCAACAACAAUAACAAUAACAAUAACAAUAUCAACGGUACGAAACCUAAGAACAAGUCCAGUACUAAGAGGAUGACCGCAUCAAAAUCCAUCGUUCAAUCGGUAGACGGAUGUACGGGUAAUGGAUCGUUGGAAACUGUCCAAAUAGAAUCAUCGUUUCCAAGUCCUGUAAGAUCUCGUAGCGCUUUCUGUUCACCUAAGAAGGUUACCAAUCAGAAUUUAGAUUCUACGACGAUCAAAAAGUCACCUAAGAGGUGUGUACAAUUAGACGAACGACAUUGUUCGCUAAAUAGUUCGAAUCGUUCGCCGAGAAGACGAGAAUUAUCCUUUUCCGAGGACUUCGAUCAAGACGAGAUGGGUUUGACUUUUGAUUUUUAUUCGAGAAACGCGGAAAACAACGAGCCAUGUUUGUCAUUUCUCAAAUUCGAAUCUCUUUACACUAUGGAGAAACAAAUGUUGAUGCAUAGUAUUCCUCUUUUGGAAGGAAAAGAUGUUUUUCUUGGUAGCAGGCGAGGCCUAUACACCGAAUUACCGGAUUCGGAUCCGUUAAUUCAACAGCGACAAUACCAUCAGCAACAAAUUGGUCCGAUUGGCUCAGCCAACAAGGUGGCCUCUCAAUUCCCCAUGGAAGGCUUCAGUUACGCACCGGGCUGGGCUCUGAACGCUGAUCAUUUUUAUCAAUGGCAACAUCGAGGAAAAACAACUCAGCAGAUCUACACCGAUUGGGCGAAUUAUUAUCUCGAACGAGGUGGUUCUAAGAGACGAGUUUCCGAUCUCCAAGCCGAUCUCUGCGACGGUGUCCUUCUUGCCGAUUUGGUGGAAGCUGUCACGAAUCAGAAGGUGAUCGACGUUAACCGAAAGCCCAAGAGCGUUCAACAAAUGGUCGAGAACGUGAAUUUGUGCGUGGGAGCGCUCCGAGCGCUGGGGGCAGACGUGGGGGCUGUGAAUCCUGGAGAACUAGCGGCAGGAUCAACCCUUUGGCCGGUCCUCGCCCUGCUCUUCGCCCUCUCGCGAUACAAGCAAAGAGCGAAACAACUACAGGAUAUGCCUAGAUUACCAUCACCGUACAACAAACAAUCGGGUGUCGGUGGUUGUGCUGGGGUUGGUCCAGGGAGUGCCACGAGCAUACCCUUACCUGCGACGGUGGCUGCAACGAGACGAUGUCCUCCAGACAAAGUAAGACCAGUUCCAACUCCCACGCAUCAGUCUCCUCUCGUCGUUCGCCGAACGUCAGCUCGUUCAUGAUCCCGUGGGAAAAAGGAAAUGUUUUGCGUACGAUUCGUACGCGAGAGGAACGUUCGCGAGGGUGGUGUUGGUGGUGGUGGUGGUGGUGGAACGUCGACGACUACGACGACGACGACGACGACGACGACGACGAUGACGAGGACACUGGCAACGGUUCGUUUUCUUCCUCAACGACACGAACUCGAGCCCGGUGAGCGAGUACUACCAACAUAUGUAUAUAUGCUUGUCUUUUUCUUCUAACAACCGAGGGCCUUCUUGUCUUGUGUACCUACCACUAAAUUCUUUUUCCUUCUCUUUCUUUCUUACUACAUCUUUUUCUCUUUCUUUCCUUCAUUCCUAUUUGUCUUUUUCCUUCAGACUCAAGGAGUCUCUUUGACAUCGUUGUCAUUAUACAGAAAUGGGUAUCAUCGAGAUAACUAAAGGA
Messenger RNA from Polistes canadensis, 1831 nucleotides. RefSeq lists its product as uncharacterized. Gene Ontology annotation, molecular function: protein binding. Lineage: Eukaryota; Metazoa; Arthropoda; Insecta; Hymenoptera; Vespidae. The record is from RefSeq and is a predicted model, not a curated record. The transcript has 6 exons. Gene Ontology annotation, biological process: nervous system development; neurogenesis. Bases 79 to 1407 code for a protein of 442 amino acids.